AUGGAAAUCAACCCCGACAAACAAGUUAUGUAUGUGGCUUGUCGGUUGAAGGGCGGUGCCAGUGCGUGGUGGCUGCAACUUAUACAAUAUCGUCGUCGUGAAGUUCUUGCCUUGCCAAAUUUUGAGAAGCCAUUUCAUGUGGAUGCUAACACCUCAGUAGUAGGUAUUGGUGUUGUGCUUUCUCAGGAGUCGAGGCCUAUUGAAUUCUUUUGUGAAAAGCUGAGUCCACCAAGGCAGAAGUGGUCCACUUAUGAACAGGAAAUGUAUGCAGUGGUGCGAUCAUUGAAACAGCGGGAGCAUUACUUGCUUCAUCAGGAUUUUCAUAAGGAAGGAAAACUCAACCGGGUGGCUGAUGCGCUUAGCAGGAAAGCAGCCCUACUCACUCGGUUGCAAAAAGAGAUCACUGGGAUACAAGAAAUGAAGAAUCUCUAUGCCGAGGAUGCUGAUUUUGCCAGUUACUGGGAACAAUGCAUGUCCGGCAAACCUUGUAAGGAUCUUAUUGUACGCCAUGGUUUCCUGUUUAAAGCUAAUAACCUAUGCAUUCCCAACUCGUCCUAUAGGCAACAUCUUAUCAAGGAAACUCAUUAUGGAGGCCUGUCGGCGCAUGUUGGCAGAGACAAAACUCUCGCCUAG
Messenger RNA from Dendrobium catenatum, 633 nucleotides. RefSeq lists its product as uncharacterized. The transcript has 3 exons. The coding region runs from base 1 to 633 and encodes 210 amino acids. The record is from RefSeq and is a predicted model, not a curated record. NCBI's taxonomy places the organism in Eukaryota, Viridiplantae, Streptophyta, Magnoliopsida, Asparagales, Orchidaceae.